This is a messenger RNA of Dama dama (fallow deer), 586 nucleotides long. RefSeq names its product interferon-induced transmembrane protein 3-like. Gene Ontology annotation, biological process: negative regulation of viral genome replication; defense response to virus; response to interferon-beta. The transcript has 2 exons. The coding region runs from base 61 to 435 and encodes 124 amino acids. The record is from RefSeq and is a predicted model, not a curated record. Gene Ontology annotation, cellular component: plasma membrane. Lineage: Eukaryota; Metazoa; Chordata; Mammalia; Artiodactyla; Cervidae.
GGAAAUUCAUUUCUCAAACUUUCCCUUUACCAUCAGCACAUCUAUCCCCCUGCACAAGCCAUGAUCAAGGAGGAGCACGAGGUGGCCAUGCUGGGGGCACCCCAGAGCCAGGCGCCUGUGACAACCACGGUGAUCAGCAUCCCCAGGGAGACCACUGUGCCGGACCACAUCGUGUGGUCCCUGUUCAACACCAUCUUCAUGAACUCGUGCUGCCUGGGCUUCGUGGCAUUCGCCUACUCUGUGAAGUCUAGGGACCGGAAGAUGGUCGGUGACAUCACUGGGGCCCAGAGCUACGCCUCCACCGCCAAGUGCCUGAACACCUGGGCCCUGGUCCUGGGCAUCUUUCUGACCAUUGGAUCGAUCGUUCUUCUCGUUUUUGUCUACCGGGGAGCCUACCAGAUGAGUUUGGAGAUGAUGAAAAAUAGAGGAUACUAGCCGCUGUCCUUGGAGGCAGUCCAGGGCCUCCACUGUCCUUGGAUGGUUUUGCACCUGAGGCACGGGCCCAACCCCCCCCCUAACACAAAUGCAGCAGUUUAUAGACCCAGAUUGUCAACCACUGAAUCAAUAAAGCGCCCUUGUCUGUGAA